Loxodonta africana (African savanna elephant) is the source of this 7857-nucleotide messenger RNA. RefSeq names its product immunoglobulin superfamily member 10 (gene IGSF10). The transcript is spliced from 6 exons. Gene Ontology annotation, molecular function: protein binding. The record is from RefSeq and is a predicted model, not a curated record. Lineage: Eukaryota; Metazoa; Chordata; Mammalia; Proboscidea; Elephantidae. Bases 1 to 7857 code for a protein of 2618 amino acids.
AUGAAGAUGAAAGGAAGAGGAAUGGCUUGCUGGCUGGUCUCCUUGGCUGCCAUCUGCCUGGUGGCCACCCCCGGCGCCAGAGCCUGUCCACGCCGCUGUGCCUGUUACUUGCCUACAGAGGUGCACUGCACGUUUCGGUACCUGACCUCCAUCCCAGAUGGCAUCCCGCCCCACGUGGAACGCAUCAAUUUCGGGUACAACAGCUUGGCCAGAUUGAGAGAAACGGACUUUUCUGGCCUGAAUAAGCUGGAGUUACUGAUGUUACACAGUAAUGGUAUUCACACAAUUCCUGAUAAGACCUUCUCGGAUCUGCAGGCCUUGCAGGUCUUAAAAAUGAGCUAUAACAAAGUCCGAAGACUUCAGAAGGAUACUUUUUAUGGCCUCAGGAGCUUGACACGGUUGCAUAUGGACCACAACAAUAUUGAGUUUAUAAACCCAGAGGUUUUUUAUGGACUCAGCUCUCUCCGACUGGUGCAUUUGGAAGGAAAUCAGCUGACUAAACUCCAUCCAGAUACAUUUGUCUCUCUGCGCUACCUCCAGAUAUUUAAAACAUCUUUCAUUAAGUACUUGUACUUGUCUGACAACUUCCUGACCUCCCUCCCUCAAGAGAUGGUCUCCUACAUGCCUGAUCUGGAAAGCCUUUAUCUCCAUGGAAACCCAUGGACCUGUGACUGCCAUUUACAGUGGUUGUCUGACUGGAUACAGGAGAAGCCAGAUGUAAUCAAAUGCAAAAGAGACAGAAGUUCCUCCAGCCUUCAGCAAUGCCCACUUUGCAGGAACCCCAGGGCCUCCAAAGGCAAGCCCUUCGGCAUGGUCCCGGCUGCAGCUUUCCUGUGUACCAAGCCAACUAUUGACUCAUCCCUGAAACUUAAGAGCCUGAACAUUCUGGAAGACAGUGGUUCUGCCUUCAUCUCUCCCCAAGAUUUCAUGGCACCCUUUGGCUCCCUCACCUUGAAUAUGACAGACCAGUCUAGAAAUGAAGCUAAUGUGGUCUGCAGUAUCCAGAAGCCCUCGAGGACAUCAUCCAUUGCAUUCGUUGAAGAAAAUGACUACAUCAUGUUAAACCUGUCAUUUUCUACAUCUCUAGUAUGCAACGUAGAUUACACCCACAUUCGGCCACUGUGGCAAGUUCUAGCCUUGUACAGUGAUUCUCCUCUGAUACUAGAAAGGAGCCAUUUGGUCACUGAAACACCACAACUCUGUUACAAAUAUAAACAGGUGGUUUCUAAGCCUGAAGACAUUUUCACCAACAUAGAGGCUGAUCUCAGAACAGACCCCUCUUGGUUAAUGCAGAACCAAAUUUCCUUGCAAUUAAACAGAACUGCUACCACACUCAGUACACUGCAUAUCCACUACUCAAGUGAUGCUCAAGUCACUUUACCGAGGACAGAGAUGAGGCCAGUGAAACACAAAUGGACCAUGAUUUCAAGGGAUAACAAUACUAAGCUGGAACGCACUGUUUUGGUUGGUGGGACCAUUGAACUGGACUGCCCAGCCCAAGGAGACCCCGCUCCGCAUUUGGAGUGGCUUCUAGCCGAUGGGAGUAAAGUGAGAGCUCCUUAUGUUAGUGAGGAUGGACGGAUCCUAAUAGACAAAAGUGGGAAACUGGAACUCCAGAUGGCUGAUAGUUUUGACACAGGUGUGUACCACUGCAUAAGCACCAAUUACGACGAUGCGGAUCUUCUCACCUACAGGAUAACUGUGGUGGAGCCUUCUGUAGAAGCCCACCAUGAAAAUGGGGCUCAUCGCACAGUUUUCAUCGGUGAAACACUUGACCUUCCGUGUCAUUCUACUGGUAUCCCAGAUGCCUCUGUUAGCUGGGUUCUUCCCAGAAACACUGUGCUCUAUCAGUCCUCAAGAGACAAGCAAAUUCUUAACAAUGGCACAUUAAGAAUAUUACAGGCCACCCAAAAAGACCAAGGGCAUUAUCGUUGUGUAGCAGCCAACCCAGCAGGGGUUGAUCUUUUGAUUUUCCAAGUUUCAGUGAAAAUAAAAGGACAAAGGCCAGGGGAGCACGACGGAGAAGCAGAUGGCUCCGGACUUGAUGAACCCAAUCCCAUUGCUCAGCCCAAGGAGCCGCCAACUGUACACCUCCCUACAUCUGCUCUGAUGGAGGCUGAGGCGGGAAAACAAGUAUCGAGCACAAGUAAGACGCACAACUAUCGGGAGUUAGCGCACCGGCGACGUGGAGAUUCAACAAACCGACGUUUCAGGGAGCACAGCAGGCAGUUUCCUCCCUCUGCUAGGAGAAUUGACCCCCAACACUGGGCAGUGCUUUUGGAGAAAGCUAAAAAGAAUGCUGCCCCAGAGAAACGAGACAAUGCCACAGCACAGCCAACUCCACCAGUCACCCAACUCCUGAAACUACCCGGUGAGGAAGCAGAAGGCUCAGGUCUGCUUCCUUCAGGUGAGGAAUUUACGGCUCUGGCAACUACAGCUUCAAAUGUUCCGGUAAGGACAGUUACUGCUAAUUCCAGAACAAUAUCCAAUAGCCCUGUGAUGGAUAUAAUAACUUCUGGCACCGAAGUCUCCCCAAUUUUGAGUCCACAAAUACUACCACCUGAAAAACCUAUCAAUUUCAGCCUCUAUACUGCAGUUAAAACUACAGGCGUGUCCAUGAAUGUAAAUCCAGCCACGUCAACCAGGAUGCAAGACACAUCCAACCAAAAUUCACCCACCAUCUUUCCUCUACUAUCUGGAGCAACUGAACUUCAGGACACAGACCAGACGGGGAGAAGAAGAGAGCAUUUCCCAAGUGCGCCCCCAAUAACAGUGGGGACUAUGAUCAGUGAUCUCAAUAUUAAAAUGCUUCACAGUGCUAACAGCAAAGUUGAUGUAUUCUUAGUGUCAGUCAAUACAACAAACGGCCAGCAGACAUCUGGGACAGCGGUCAGUGAACCCAGGAGCAAUCACAUCUACUCUCACACUCCUCAAACACUCAGCACCUCUACGCUCCCUACGGAUCCGUACGCUGCUGCCAGCUCUCAGGUACAGAUUCCUAGAAAUAGUGCAGCUAACACCGCACUCUCCAGACGGUUUGGGAGGCGGAGGAAGAUUUGGGGCAGGGGGCGAAUUAUCAGCCCAUAUAGAACUCCAAUUCUUGGACAGCACAGACCUGGCUUUGUGAGACCAACAGUCCGAGGUUCCCCUGAAGACAGCACUACUCCCUUUGCAGCCACAGAGCGCGGUGUGAUGUGUCUAUCCUGUUCUCCCAGAGAGAGGCUCGUCCCCCCUACAGCAGCGCCGUCUCUUCCAAGCUCUUCCCCGGUUACUCUCCCCCAAGCUGAUAUCACCACAGCCACAUCAGAAGACUCUACAACACUGCUCCAGAAGCCGUCAUUGCUACCUGACAACAAACCCAAUGUACACACUGAAAAAACAACACCCACGAUAAAAUAUUUCAGUGCUGAAAGUAUCCAAGUGACACCAACUGGUGCAGUCAGGACCCAUGCCCCAACAUCCAUAUAUAUGGAACAAACUCAUUUAAUGAAUACUGAUUACCCAAAUGUGCCCAGCACCCGUGAAACGAAAAGAGAUUCAUUGAUUAUAUCACCACUUCCAGACCCCAUCACCAAGCCUAGUACUACAGCCAGUACAAGAUUUUCAAGAAAGAAAAUCCCCUGGCAUCACCUCUUUGCAAAUAACUAUGUCCAAAAGGAAAGGAUAAGGAAUCUGCAUAAAUUUGGUUCACAAAAAAGCACAGCCACAGUGUUUCCAAAAAUACCUCCUGCUUUACCCACAGAUAAAGUUUCCCCCUUCCAUUUAACAACACUCUCCUCAAGGGUGAUGCAAAUUCCAUCGGAAACACUGGCUACAGCUCACAAUACCACAGAAGUGCACAGUCCUACAAGUCUCCCUGUGAUGAAGGCGCAAACCUUCCCAACCCUGAACCCUACAGUUGCUGGUAUUGCAAGCAAAGAAUCACAUCCAACAAACUUCCUACCAAUGCGAACGGCCACACUGACAGCUCCUCCUACUGCCUCCGCAUCUGUCAUUAUCAGUGAAAUCCAAGCAGCCAGACCUGGGCCACAAAAAGGACAAAGACCAAAGGAGUCCCAGAAGAACAGGAGUGACCCAAUCAUUUCUUUAGGACAGAGUUCUGGCUUCACCACAUUGACUGCUAUGGCACCUGCUCUUCUAACCACAGUCGAAGCUUCAACCAAGUCCAGUGGCUCUGCUGUUGCUCAUUCUCCCCUGGAAAAUCCAAAAGGAAUCUCAAGCACAACUGGUCUCUCUUCAAGAGUUCCUCAUCAGACAGACGUAACUGAAGAAUGCCCCCAGGAGAAUACACAGACUUUGAAAAGCACAAGGGCUCCUGAAAUAACUUCGUCUAGCAGACAACACCGGAGGACCACAACCAGGGAAAUGGUCAUUAGACAACCAACCGUGCCACCGUUCCUGAGCAGUCCUGCCACUCCAGUGCCAAUUCCCACCCCUCCCUUUACUCAAAGUGCAGUUACUGAUGAUGUAGCCACCCCCAUUUUCAGGAUGACGGCAAAUGCAAUGGUCAAGCCAUCUGAGUCCUCAAGGCAUGACGCUAAUUCACACCAGGAAGCAACAGAGAUUCCAAUGUCUCCCAAGGUUCACCCGAAUGCCACGCUGACAAUCAGAACCACCCACUUCAUCUACUCUAAUGAGUUACAUUCUACCCCUACGGCAGCACUGAGCACAGUGAAACCACAGAGUUCUAAACUGACUCCCUCUCCCUGGUCAGCAAACCAAUUUGGGCCCAAGUCAUACCCAGAAAUUGCUGAAGAAGGCAAAGAGCCAGUAGUAAGCGUGUUGACCACUCUAGACUUACCAGAGGUCACCACUCCUGCAUCAAACUGGGAUGGACAGAAGACUGCAGACAAGAGUGGCUUCGAGAAGACACACGUUAAAAAAACAAGCACUUCUGAAUUCCUUCUUCCCUUUGACUCGCUGUCUAGGAAUAUGUUUGAAAAGCCCAGAAUAGUCGGAGGGAAAGCUGCAAGUUUCACUGUUCCUGCUAACUCAGAUGCCUUUCUUCCCUGUGAGGCUGUUGGAAACCCCCUGCCCACCAUCCACUGGACCAGAGUCUCCUCAGGACUUGAUUUGUCUAAAAGGAAACAGAAUAGCAGCUUCCAGGUGCUCCCCAACGGUACACUGUCCAUUCAAAGGGUGGACAUUCAGGACCGCGGACAGUACCUGUGCACAGCAUCCAAUCCUUUUGGCACCGACUACCUUCAUGUCACUUUGUCUGUGGUUUCCUAUCCCCCCAGGAUGCUGGAGAGACGGACCAAAGAGAUCACAGUUCAUUCCGGAAGCACUGUGGAAUUAAAGUGCAGAGCUGAAGGUAGGCCAAGCCCUGUGAUUUCCUGGAUUCUGGCAAACCGAACAGUGGUCUUAGAAUCAUCGAAAGGCAACAGCCAGGCCCUGGUGAAAUCUGACGGAACAUUGGUGAUCCACAAUCUCAGUGUUUAUGACCGCGGCUUUUACAGAUGCAUGGCCAGCAACCCAGCUGGCCAGGACUCACUGCUUGUUAAAAUACAAGUCAUUGCAGCCCCACCUAUUAUUUUAGAACAAAAACGGCAAGUCCUUGUAGGGACAUGGGGUGAAAGUUUGAGACUACCCUGUACUGCUGAAGGAACUCCUCAGCCCAGUGUUCACUGGGUCCUCUCUAAUGGCACUGAAGUGAAACCCCUGCAGUUUAUCAAUUCCAAGUUGUUCUUAUCUUCAAAUGGAACGCUGUUUAUUAGAAACGUAGCCUCUUCAGACAGGGGCACUUACGAGUGCAUUGCCACCAGCUCCACCGGCUCAGACAGAAGGGUGGUAAUACUUACGGUGAAAGAGCAAGAGACUGUUCCCAGGAUAGAAGCUGCAUCCCAGGAAUGGAAGGAGGUAAAUUUUGGGGACAAGUUACUGCUGAACUGCUCAGCUACUGGAGAACCCAAGCCUAAAAUAAUGUGGAGGUUACCGUCCAAGGCUGUCGUAGGCCAGUGGCACAGAAUGGGCAGCCGAAUCCACGUCUACCCAAAUGGAUCACUGUUGAUUGCAUCGGUAACAGAAAAAGAUGGUGGCGACUACUUGUGUGUUGCCAGAAACAAAAUGGGAGAUGACCUGAUCCGUUUGCACGUCAGUCUACGCCUGAAGCCUGCCAAAAUUGACCACAAGCAGCAUUUUAAAAAACAAGUGCUUCACGGGAAAGAUUUCCAAGUCGACUGCAAGGCUUCUGGCUCCCCGGUGCCUGAAAUAUCUUGGAGUCUGCCCGAUGGAACAAUGAUUAACAACGCAAUGCAGGCAGAUGACAGCGGCCGCAGGACCCGGAGGUACGUCCUUUUUGACAAUGGAACCUUAUACUUCAACAAAGUUGGGGUUGCAGAGGAAGGAGAUUAUACCUGCUAUGCUCAGAACACCCUAGGGAAGGAUGAGAUGAAGGUCCACCUGACUGUCGUAACGGCUGCCCCACGGAUAAGGAAGGCUUCGAAGACCUACACGAGAGUCAAGGCUGGAGACACAGCCGUCCUUGACUGUGAGGUCAUUGGGGAACCCAAGCCAAGAAUAUUUUGGUUGCUCCCUUCCAAUGACAUGAUCUCAUUCUCCAACAAUAGGUACACAUUUCAUGCCAAUGGGUCUCUCUCCAUCAGCAAAGUAAAGCGGCUGGAUUCUGGGGACUAUGUGUGUGUCGCCCAAAAUCCCAGUGGGGACGACACUAAAACGUACAAACUGGAUGUUGUCUCCAAACCUCCGUUAAUCAAUGGCCUGUACACGAACAGAACUGUUAUGAGAGUCACUGCUGUGAGGCAUUCCAAGAAACACUUCGACUGCAGAGCCGAGGGGACGCCAGCUCCUCAAGUCACGUGGAUCAUGCCAGACAACAUUGUCCUCACCGCCCCAUACUAUGGGAGCAGAAUCACAGUCCAUGAAAAUGGGACCUUGGAAAUUAGGAACGUGAGGCUUUCCGACUCGGCCGAUUUCAUAUGCGUGGCUCGGAAUGAGGGGGGAGAGACUGUGUUGGUGGUGAGGUUGGAGGUGCUGGAAAUGCUGAGAAGACCGACAUUCAGAAAUCCAUUUAAUGAAAAAGUAGUUGCCCGGCUGGGAAGGUCCACAGCACUGAAUUGCUCUGUUGACGGAAACCCACCUCCAGAAAUAAUCUGGAUUCUACCAAACGGCACACGCUUUUCCAGUGGACCCUGGACUUCUCGGUAUCGGAUCGCUAGCAAUGGUUCUUUCAUCAUUUCCAAAACAGCUCGAGAGGAUACAGGGAAGUAUCGCUGUGCAGCCAGGAAUAAUGUUGGCUACAUUGAGAAAUUAAUUGUAUUGGAAAUUGGCCAGAAGCCAGUUAUUCUUACUUACGCACUAGGGACGGUGAGGGGCAUCACUGGAGAAUCUCUAUCGUUGCAUUGUGUGUCUGAUGGAAGCCCUAAACCAAACAUCAGAUGGACUUUACCAAAUGGUCAUGUAAUAGACAGGCCUCAAACUCAUGGAAAAUACAUAUUGCAUGAUAAUGGCACCUUGGUCAUCAAAGCGGCAACUGCUGACAACAGAGGAAACUACAUUUGUAAGGCUCAAAACAGUGUUGGCCACGCACUGGUCACCGUUCCCGUGAUGAUUGUAGCCUACCCUCCCCGAAUUACAAACCACCCGCCCAGAAGCGUCCUCACGAGGACAGGAGUGGCCGUGCGGCUCCACUGCGUGGCCUUGGGUGUCCCCAAGCCAGAAGUCACGUGGGAGACACCCAACCACUCCCUGCUCUCCACGGCAGGUAAAGGGUGGCCUCACCCGCAGGGUACCAUCAUCAUUCAGAAUCCCCAGACCUCGGACUCAGGGAUUUACAAAUGCAUAGCCAGGAACCCACUGGGGAGCGAUUACACAACAACUUACGUUCAAGUAAUCUGA